AUGGCAUGGUGCUGGUGGGGUCCUGGAGGGGAGUGGAUGUGCUAUAACGAAGAAGACUCACGGAAGGUGGAGGAUGCCUUCAUUAGACAGACGCGCACAUUCAUCCUGGACACCAAUGGCUAUCAGUAUGUCAUCGACCUGCAUGAUAUGUCACAGCGCAACACGUCAAGCGGACGGAAGCGCCAAAUCUGGAGGUGCUCGGACGAGGUGCCCGAUGGCGUGACUUUGUACACCUUCACCUGGGAUGGGGAGCCUUACGACCUGGUGACUUGUGCCUACCUGUCCAUAUGCAUGGCACAGGGUCGGGCAACGUGCUCCUUCUACAUUUCAAGGAGGAAGUUCACGGUGGACUUCAGGGAGAUGUUCCAACGGAGCACGGAAACUGGGAGGUUGAGAUCUGUGGCUUUGGGCCCUGAGCUCAAGCCCAUCCCUCGGGGCCGGUUGGGGCUGCGUCCAGAGGAUGUUGUGAUGGAACAUGCCACCACAGCAGAAGAUACGUGCAGCAUUUGCCUCGACGGUUUUGCAGACGAACCGCCAGUCCGCCUGAAGCUCUGUAGAGGCCACUACUUCCACAGGGCAUGUGUUGAGCAAGCGUUCCAGCGCAAGUCUAGCUGCCCAGUAUGCUCCAAGAUCUACCAACCCCUGUUUGGCACCCAGCCACCAGGCCAGAUGAUAGUCAGGAGGAGGCACGACAUGACACUGCCGGGCGUUGGAUUUCCUGGAGCAAUUGUCAUCAAAUACAUCUUUCCGCACGGGAUCCAAAAGCCUGAACAUUACCAUCCAAACGCUGAGUACAUGGGUACCAAACGGGUAGCAUAUCUGCCAUGGACGCGUGAAGGAGAGCAGGUGGCAGAAUUGCUGCUCAGGGCGUUCCGCCACCGGUUGACCUUCGCCAUAGGCCGCUCAGCCACCACCGGCCUCGAGGACUGCGUGAUAUGGAACGGCAUCCACCACAAGACGAACGUGCAGGGGGGCCCUGGUAAUCACGGGUACCCGGACAGCGGCUACCUGCAGCGGGUGCGCGAGGAGCUCCAGGCCUUUGGAAUUUCAUAA
Messenger RNA from Ostreobium quekettii, 1053 nucleotides. The record is from the annotation of a GenBank genome assembly. NCBI's taxonomy places the organism in Eukaryota, Viridiplantae, Chlorophyta, Ulvophyceae, Bryopsidales, Ostreobiaceae.